Molecule: messenger RNA, 3221 nt
Organism: Zingiber officinale
Lineage: Eukaryota; Viridiplantae; Streptophyta; Magnoliopsida; Zingiberales; Zingiberaceae
Product: probable E3 ubiquitin-protein ligase ZFP1
Exons: 13
Coding region: 1505-3067 (520 amino acids)
Molecular function (GO): ubiquitin protein ligase activity
Source: RefSeq, a predicted model, not a curated record
AUAUAUUAGAGACGAGGGGAAGGGGAAGGGGAAGGGGAAGGGGCAACAGAGAAGAAACUUCCGGAAGGCGGGGAUAACGAUUCCCCUCUUUCUUUCGCGAUCUAAUCGUUCUUCGCCUCGCCUCUCGAAUCUGAGAUCGUUGUCAAACCUAUAGUUUAUCGUUCGUUGAUCAAUCCACUCGAUCAAACACAAUUAGAUCUUCCAUGGACAAAGAUCGUGGAUUGUGCCUUUCCAUCUUUAGCUUUAUAAGUACAAUACUUGAUGGAAAAUGUUUUGAUACAUAUUGGAAAUUGGAAGGUGAUAUGAUCUAUGUGGUUGAGAAUUAUCAACAAAUAGCUCUUAGUUUAUUCACUCGCAAAAUGAUGAAUCUCUUGAGGUUGUUCGACACGUGGGGCUUUACAAACUUUACAGAUAGAAUUUGUGGUAGUUGGUGAUUUGAAUGCUGAAUACUGAAGAUAUUGUUUUGGAUGAACAGGCACUUUGUUGACCUUAGUGGGUCAUGAAGAAGAGGAUUUGGAAUUGUGAAUUCUCGUCGUUACUUUCUACCAUGAGCAGAAUGAGGUUUUGAGGCUUUACAAUGUCGGACCUGGGUUUUGGAUUUCUGGCCCUCUGAAGUGUGUGAUGUACAGAUAGCAGGAUUGCUAUUUGAAACAAUAUUUGAUGGGUCCUUCAACUAUUAUAUCUAAAAAAGGUUUUAAGUGAGGCUUGUACUAGAGAACCCCUUAGAUAGCUUGUCUAUCUUGAUUCUCAAACAAUUGGCAUAGAUAAUGCUAAUGGCAUUAAUGAUGAUAGUCAUGUAUCCUUUCAAGCAUCAUGUGAUGCUGCUGCACUAAAAAUAGUUUUUGAGGCCUUGGAUCUAUCUGAUUCUUCACACAUAUAUGCUUGUUUAGCAUAGCUGGAGCCAAUUGUUAAGGAAAGCUUAAAACUUUCAGGUCAUAGCUAAUUUUUCGUAGUCCGUUCUUUAGGUGAACUAUAUGAAUUAUCCUGGAUGAACCAAUUUUGGCUGGCUUGUAGGACAUGACAGUGAACUGGCAAUAAAUCUUGAGGUUCUUCAUGUAGUUGUCAUGCUUUAUACAGUCUUCUGUCCUCUGCUGUAAGACUCAACUUACAAGAAUCACUAGCAGGGCACUGAAAGGGCAUAUCAAGACCAGCAUGGUGAGCAUUCUACAAAGGGGGUAAAUCAAUAUGAAGCUCUUCUAAAGCCAUGCCAUCAAAGGGCUUUUCUAAGAUCAAGUCAUCAAGAAAUCUUUUCAAGUCAUCAAGAAAUUCUUUUUAAGUCAUCCGGAUUAUUCUAAGGAUUUUUUGGAUUUAAGUGAAGGGCUUUAGGCACCGUCCUCAAAUUCAGUUAUAUACUAUUGGAUAUUUUUCUUCUUAUAACCUGAGCUGAUACAUAUUUCGUCAGUGAAAUUUUUUGUGAAGGCCAACCCUGUUUUUCGGGACAUGAACUGACAUUGCAUGCAUUUUUGGCGACCACAGCUGAUUCCAUUAGGAUGGUUAAGCUAGUAUGGACCAGAGGCACUCAAUUAAUCAAAAUCACAUGUACGAAAUGGAUCGUGUGCAGAUUUGGAACCAUCCACAGCAUGAUCACCAUUUGAACUUUGGAAAUUCUUCUAUGUUUCCAGCAGAAAAUACAGCAACUAAUGGAGCAAACCCAGUCACUUAUUUCAACUCUCAUUUGAGGUCAAAUAACCAUCAAAUGGAAUAUUUUAACUCCCAGGUUCCAGUGCAUGUGCAAACUAAUGAUAUGGUAAUACCUUAUGAUGUAUAUACACAUUUUCCUUGCGGUGGAAGCAUUAGUCAACAUCCACCACAUUCUAUGCAGCAUGGAUUUUCUCAUAACCAAUAUGCAGUGGGGGAUAUAAGGAGGAAUGUCAAUCCCUUAAUUGAAAUGGAGUAUGAAAGAUCACCUUAUAAAAGAAAAUUUCCAGCAAACUUCAUGUUUCCUCAUGGAGAAAACACAAACAGAUAUAAUAGUGCUGGAAGUUCUUCCAACCCAACAAUUUCAACUGAAAUUUCACAGGGAAAACCUCAUGAUUCACAGUGCUGGCCUUGUGAUCCUGUUAGCUUUGAUCAUAGUCAUAGGAGUGAAAAUUCAUCAAAUUCGGGGCAAGGUUCUCAGAGGAAUGUUAGAAGUCGGCAUGAUACUGCCAUUCACUUGGAGAACAUCUCAUCUGGAGUCAGAACAACUACCAACUCAUCUCAUCUAGUUCAAUCAAUUGCAAGUACUUUGAAUGCCAACAUGGGAGCCCAGUGGAUUCACGCUCCAGUAUUUAUAAAUCCUAAUUCAAGAUCUUUUUCUUCAGAAACAAACUCCUUCAGUUAUGAUAUCAACCAUUCUUUUGUAGCAAACCAUGGUACCGCUAACAAUAUGGGCAUUGAUGGAGGCUACAGAUCCAAUCUGCAAUCACACAGUGGUCCCUUGUUGCGUGGUCGGAUGAUGGCUCCAAUUAUCCAUGGUCAAAGAACAGCUUACAGAGUCAAUCCUAGCUACCAGGCUGUAGAUUUAGCAGCAACUUCUCAAAAUACCAGGUUACAGAGAGUGGAAUCCGCCAGGUCCUCAGUGCCUCCAAUGCCAUCAUCAAUAGUUCAUCGGAAUAAUAGGAGAAAUGGAAGAAUGAGUCGUUCUAACAGAUUCCGUUCUUUCUUGAACGAAGAUGCAUCUCGUGUUAGACGGACACCUGAGAGAAUAGUCCUGAUGGAUCACUCUGCCUUGUAUGAUCCAAUGCAUUUUCUUGAUCAACACCGUCAUAUGCGACUGGACACUGACAACAUGAGCUAUGAGGAACUACUUGCUUUGGAGGAGAGUAUAGGCAAUGUGAGUGCCGGUUUAUCUGAAGAUGCUAUCAGGAUGUGCCUGACGGAGACAAUUUUCUGCUCCGAUCAGACGGAAAAUGACCACGAAGAAGAUUGUUGUCCAAUAUGCCUGGAAGUAUAUAAAGAUACAGACACUCUUGGGCAAUUGAACUGCAAGCAUAUUUUCCAUUCCAGUUGUUUAAAGAAAUGGCUGCUGAUUAAGAACAUCUGCCCAAUCUGCAAAGCCUCUGCACUGGAAGACACUUCGAAGUAAAAAAAAAUGAUCACGCAUGAAAAGUUCCCAAUCCUUUCUUGAUAUCUUGUAAAUAUACUGUAUAACACUUUUUUUUAACGCUGAUGAACCAUUCAUUCAGUGUAGGUCCGUAAUUCUUUCAUAGAAAAUGCUUAAUGUUUCUCCUCUCUCGAAA